AUGCUCGGAAACGUGCAGCAGCCUUCACCUUGGGUUAAACUGUUUCUGCUGUCAAAUCCUUCCCAACAGGAGUUGGCAGAGCAUGAGAAAGUUUCUGACCAGGUCAAGAUUACACAAAAAGAUCUGGAGCAGGAUGGCUUCUCCAAAAACCCCUUUUUCCAUGGAAUCAUUGCUGAAGUGCCAGAACACCUUAAGUCCAGAGAUGGUCAUACCAAGGUUGGCUACUCUCUGUACUUCUACACAUACAGUUCAUGGAAAGGUCGGGCGGUGUACAUGGAGGAUCUGUAUGUGAUGCCAGAGUUCAGAGGGAAAGGCAUUGGCAAGGCUCUGAUGUCCAAAGUCUCCCAGCUUGGUCUGGCUGCUGGUUGCACGCAGCUGAAUUUCACUGUGCUGGACUGGAACAAAUCAUCUCUGGACUUCUACCUAAAGCAGGGCUGCUGGGAUGUGACCUCUGACCUCGGUUAUCACUGCAUGCGCUGUGAGGGUGAUGCCCUUGAAAACUUAGCCCAGGGAGAUCUUUAAAUUUUGAAUCACAUAGAUUUCCCUGUCAACCACUGAUCAGAGCCACAAGUAACAAGUUGUUUGAUAAGCACAGGAAGACCAUGCUCAUAUCCUAUAUAGAUUUUCUGAAAGAAAUGCAACUUUAUGAGGCAAUAGAGAUAAGCAUUAUUUUCAAGAACCACAGACAGAAGAAGCUGCUUAUUUAUGUUGCCUCAAAAAGUGUAUUACAUAUUGACACAUUCUACGCAUUUAAAUAGUAAAGUCUGGCCUAACCAAAGAUUUAGAAGUGCACUGUUGUGUUAUUGGGAAUCACAUAUGCAGUUGAGGUCGGGGGUUUGCAUGCACCUUGCAGAGUCUGCAAGAUGUUAAUAUGGACCGCAAGGGAAAAUAAUAUUUGAAUUUGUAGGGGUGACCCUGUUCGGGGGUUGGCAUGUGCUUGAUUCUUGGUGCUGUGGUGUGUUGAGUGGUCCACAGGUGUGUUUUUUUUGUUUGGUUAUGGUUGUUCGCGGGUCCCUUGUUUGUCCUGGGCGGUUGAGCUGCCUGCUGUUCUUUAGGGGGAUCCUUCGGGUCCCACGGGUUCUUUGGUUUUUUAGCAUUUUUGUGUAUUUGAUCCCUUUCCGGCAGUGACUGUGUGGUUUUGGGAUCCAUCUUUUCACGCUGGGGACGGCUGGGGGACUCAUGUGCAACUGUUGCGGGGGGUUCGGGCGCUCGCUGGUGCUCCGGAGGGAAGGGGCGGUGCAUUGGGAGCACAGGGUGAAAACUUUUGAACAGAAUGAAGAUGUGUACACUUUUCUAAUUUUGCCUAAAUAUAGUAUUUUUUUUAUUUAUUACUCCCCUUCAGAAGCUGCAGAAGAUACCUACAUGUUUCUUAGAAGACAAAAUAUUUUUAAAUUCCAAAAGGUUUCACCCUCGGCUCUGGAUGCGUCGUUUUUCCUUUUGAGGCAUCGGUGGGCAUUUGAGCCUUGUGUGGUAGUUGCGUGUGGGUCCCUAGGUUGUCCUCGGUGUGGGGGGAUGGAUCUCGGAGUCGUGCAGUCGUUGUUGGAGACGGUUCGGGUGCACAGGAGUGCUGAAGGGACAAGGAGUUUCUGGGACCUGGGGGAUUUUAUCUGAGGGGCGGCGGGCGGUUUGGCUGUUCGGGACGGGCAGGGGACUCGUGGGCGGCUAUCACUG
This is a messenger RNA of Labeo rohita (rohu), 1671 nucleotides long. RefSeq names its product thialysine N-epsilon-acetyltransferase. The coding region runs from base 1 to 522 and encodes 173 amino acids. The record is from RefSeq and is a predicted model, not a curated record. The transcript has 2 exons. Gene Ontology annotation, molecular function: N-acetyltransferase activity. NCBI's taxonomy places the organism in Eukaryota, Metazoa, Chordata, Actinopteri, Cypriniformes, Cyprinidae.